AUGGACCGUACCACCGGGAUGCGCUUCCUCGUUGAUACGGGCGCGGAAGUAAGCGUCAUACCCGCCGACAAAUUUUCACACCGACCCCGACAGCAAUCCUUCAGCCUAAGAGCCGCCAACGCCUCUACCAUACCUGUUUACGGCCAACGGUCUCUAACCCUCAACAUCGGGCUCCGAAGAGAUUUUAGGUGGCUUUUUCUUGUCGCCGACGUCACCCAAGCAAUUCUCGGAGCAGACUUUCUCAACAGUUUCAAGCUGCUCGUCGACGUCAACGGCAGGCGCCUCAUUGAUCGCUCAACGUCCCUGUCAGUCUGCGGCCUUAACCUCCCUGCACCACCAUCCCGCGUACUAUCUUGCACUGCGCCGUACGUCCCCUUCGCCUCUAUCCUGAAGGAUUUCCCUGCGUUGACUCAACCACCCGACUGGACGAAGCCCGUACAACACGACGUUGUUCACCACGUUUCCACCCGUGGCCCACCAGUUCACUUCCGCCCGCGGCGCCUCGCACCCGAAAAGUUCCGCGUGGCAAAGGCAGAACUUGACCACAUGCUUGAACUUGGUAUCAUCAGGCCAUCAUCCAGUACGUGGGCUUCGCCGCUGCACAUGGUGCCAAAGAAGACCGGGGACUGGCGCCAGUGCGGGACUAUCGCGCAUUGA
This is a messenger RNA of Ornithodoros turicata, 657 nucleotides long. RefSeq lists its product as uncharacterized. NCBI's taxonomy places the organism in Eukaryota, Metazoa, Arthropoda, Arachnida, Ixodida, Argasidae. The record is from RefSeq and is a predicted model, not a curated record. The transcript has a single exon. Gene Ontology annotation, molecular function: aspartic-type endopeptidase activity. Bases 1 to 657 code for a protein of 218 amino acids. Gene Ontology annotation, biological process: proteolysis.